Messenger RNA from Salvelinus sp. IW2-2015, 649 nucleotides. The record is from RefSeq and is a predicted model, not a curated record. NCBI's taxonomy places the organism in Eukaryota, Metazoa, Chordata, Actinopteri, Salmoniformes, Salmonidae.
AAAGCAGCAGAGGUCCCAUAGGUGAAGACUGACCACCUCCAGAGAACGCAGACAAAGGCAAACCCGAGCAGCCGCCAACAUGAGUCGCAGCCCUGAGAGGAUUUCGUCCUACCGACGCCACUUUGAGGACAGCAGCAGCUCAUCCUCCUACCAGGUUAGGGUGUCCAGCCCAUCCCCGACCCGGAGGGUUAACCGCCACCAGUCAGCCAGCUACUCACGCAGUGCCGGAGCCAGCGGUAUGCAGGCCCAGACCAUGGGCAGAAGGACCGUCUCCACCUCACGCAACGCCCGUAUGGCUGGCGGGAAUGUGGGAACCAUGGCGUGUGUGGGCUAUGGCAACGGGGCCCCGGUGGACCUGGACGCAUCUGCUGCGGAGAACAAAGUAUUCCUCAGCACGCGCAGUGGUGAGCGGCAGGAGAUGGUCGUACUGAACGACAGACUUGCUGUUUACAUUGAGAAGGUUCGGUCCCUGGAGCAGCAGAACAAGCUGUUGGAGAUGGAGAUUGACGGCAUCCAGAACCGGUUCGUGAAGCCGUCGGGCCUGCGCAAACUCUAUGAGGAUCAGCUGAGAGAUCUGAAGAGGAUUGCAGAUCAGAUGAGAAUGACCAAGCUUAGCUGGCAAAGAAGCCUGGCAGGUCAACUGGAGUAA